Fukomys damarensis (Damara mole-rat) is the source of this 3318-nucleotide messenger RNA. It is a transcript of the gene Slc10a7, whose product is annotated as solute carrier family 10 member 7. The record is from RefSeq and is a predicted model, not a curated record. The transcript has 12 exons. The coding region runs from base 259 to 1281 and encodes 340 amino acids. Gene Ontology annotation, cellular component: plasma membrane. NCBI's taxonomy places the organism in Eukaryota, Metazoa, Chordata, Mammalia, Rodentia, Bathyergidae.
GCGCCUAUUAGGCGGAACGUGGUAGUAAUGGCGGCGCUGGGUAAGACUUUCCUGUCACUGGAUACUACUACUCCCAGCCCUCCUGCGAGCCGCCUGAGCCACCCUCUGCUCUUUAGUUUACAAGUGUCAAUUUGACUUGUUCUGCUGCAUGUCUGGAGGCGCCCAGGAAAGUGUGGAGAAGCCCCGGGUAUUAAGGCAUCGCAGUUUGCAAGGGAAAAAAGCCAAACACAUAAACAAAACCCACCCACCCUAGCAAACAUGAGGCUGCUGGAGAGAAUGAGGAAAGAAUGGUUCAUGAUCGGAAUCGUGGUGGCCAUCGCCGGAGCCAAGCUGAAGCCGUCCGUAGGAGCUAACGGGGGGCCACUGAAGCCAGAAAUAACUGUAUCCUACAUUGCUGUCGCAACAAUAUUUCUUAACAGUGGACUAUCAUUAAAAACAGAGGAGCUGACCAGUGCUUUGGUGCAUUUAAAACUGCAUCUUUUUAUUCAGAUCUUUACACUUGCAUUCUUCCCAGCAACAAUAUGGCUCUUUCUUCAGCUUUUAUCAAUCACAUCCAUCAAUGAAUGGCUUUUAAAAGGUUUGCAGACAGUAGGUUGCAUGCCUCCCCCUGUGUCUUCUGCAGUGAUUUUAACCAAAGCAGUUGGUGGAAAUGAGGCAGCUGCGAUAUUUAAUUCAGCCUUUGGAAGUUUUUUGGGCAUCAUUAUAACACCUCUCCUAUUGCUGCUUUUUCUUGGCUCAUCCUCUUCUGUGCCUUUUACAUCUAUUUUUUCUCAGCUUUUUAUGACUGUUGUGGUACCUCUCAUUAUUGGACAGAUUGUCCGAAGAUACAUCAAGGAUUGGCUCGAAAGAAAGAAACCUCCUUUUGGUGCUAUCAGCAGCAGCGUGCUCCUUGUGAUCAUCUACACCACGUUCUGUGACACGUUCUCUAACCCACAUUUUGACCUGGAUAAGCUCAGCCUCGUUCUCAUCCUGUUCAUGAUAGUGUCUAUUCAGCUGAGUUUCAUGCUCUUAACCUUCAUCUUCUCAACAAGGAAUAACUCGGGGUUUACACCAGCAGACACAGUGGCUAUCAUUUUCUGUUCUACACACAAAUCCCUCACGUUGGGAAUUCCAAUGCUGAAGAUAGUGUUUGCAGGACAUGAGCAUCUCUCGCUAAUAUCCGUGCCCCUGCUCAUCUACCACCCAGCUCAGAUCCUCCUAGGCAGCGUGCUGGUGCCAACGAUAAAGUCUUGGAUGGUGUCAAGGCAGAAGGGAGUGAAGCUGACAAGGCCAACAGUAUAAUGGAGCGACCCUUUCUGUAACCAUGUGUGUGUGUGUACAUACAAACAGCUCUGAACACUAGUACUUGUGAAUGUUGCUUUGAUGCAUAUUUUUAUUUUUUUAAGGAAAAAUAUGAUAUACCUUGUUUAAGUGCCUUAAAGUUUGUUCAACAAGAGCGUUAUUUCCAAAACAUACUCUGUUGGUUACUGCUAGUGGUGGUACUGUAUUUCAGAGUUAAUUUCUGUUUUCCUAAUGCAGAAAACAGUCCUAAGAAGGACAAAAGCUACCAACCCUUCUCUGCAUCACCUUUUGUGCAGUACGACUGUUUAAUAGUUACUGUAAUGGUUGAAAUGGGGUCACACCAUCAGGAAAAUGCCCUUCUGAUGACAGUGAAGAUUUCCAAAGUUUUCUUCAUGCAUACUUUCACAGUGUGAUUCUUUUUUCCUACAACUGUGACAUGCCUCUUCCUUAUCAACUCAGCAGGGGUCAUGGAUCGAAUAGAUGCUGAAAAGCAUAAGAUAUCUCUACAUUCCUUGACAUCAUUUUUGAGACAUUGCUUCAAAUAGUUUCCACACAGAAAUUCUUCAGUCUCAUCAUAAGAAAUUGUGGUGUCGUAUCUUAAAUUUAUUAUAAGCUGCUUCAAAGAAAGGACCUGGUGUUUGAGUUAUGAGUGAAGUAAGAAUGUGAAGUUUUGAGGUAAAGUAAGGAAUUUGGUUUUCAGAGUUUUUAUUAUAUCUCAAUAUGUUUUUACUCUUUCUUCUGUAAUUUCUUUCUUACCUGCUUCCUACCACACUUGCACACCCAUAACAGCCAAAACAGGCACACAGAACGUUACAAUCAAUUUGAGAGCAGCAACAAUUAAUGAUGGAUUAUAUUCACAUUCCACAACUGAGACCAGAAUUAUUCUUGUUACACAGAUGUGCUGAACACUUUCCAAAGUUCUCCAUUCAGUGAGAAUAGUCUGUUACAUCUAUGAAUUAAAUGCACUUAAGAUAUUUGAGACUAUUUAUUCAUAGAUUUGAGAAAUGUUUGCAACAUUCUUUUAAAAGUUAAAAUCAUAUUGCACUUAGGAAUAAAUGAAAACAUAGGGUCAUGAAUUCAAGAAAAUGUUACAUAGACGCCCUCUAGUUACAUAGACAUAGCCAGAUGGAAAGAAAAACUGGCACACACACACACACACAAAAAUAAGACGAUUCAUUAACUACAACAUCAAAUACAAAUUUGUCUCCAGCUGGACAUCAGCUUUCAAAGAAGUAUCCAAUAUUUGCUCUUACUGUGGACCCAAAUAGAGAAUAAAGCAGUAUGUUAAGGUAAGGGAACAUUUUUUUUGUAUUUUCUGCACACCAUUCUGUUACUUCAUCUCUCGUGUCCUUUCUCAAUGUGACACAAGAUAUGGCAUCCUGGGUAUUGCCAAAGCCACACUAUCCCCAGUGGCUCUUGUUGUUGUUAGGCUGACAAAAAAAAUCAUUCCUUCAAAACUCACUAAGUUUAUCAGUAGUGUAAAUUUAGAAUAUUGUUAGAACUAGGUCUCAUGUUUUGCUAUUUUGGACUCUUUUCUACGUCAUUGAGCCACGUAAAUUUCAUGAGAGUACUAAGGUUAGUGCCAGCACCUGCAGAAAUCUAUUCUAAACAGGCUGUAAUAUACAGUUGUUGCAAAUUACACUGUCUAAAACUCACUAAUUUUGCUUUUUUUUAUGCUUAUCUAUGAAACACAGAAAGGGUUUCAUGUUUUGUUUUUACAAGCUUUCUUGAGUUGUAGAGUAAAUGGAAAUCUCUGUCUGUCCAAGCUGUCAUAAAAAUCUUUUGCCCUUUUUAUUUGAAUACUGAUUUUCUUUUCAACUUAUCUACCUCUCUUGUCUAACACCUAUAGUAGGUGUGAUAUGGGAUAAAUUUCAACUGAAAAUGCUAUGAUAACAUUGUCUUUUGCUUUAAUGUGUUUUCAAAUAAUUUUCUUUAUGUGGUGCAUUUUGGUGGCUUUAGUGAUAUGUUUAUGGCUUUUUAAACACAAAUGUAGCAUAUUUUUCCAUAAAGAACAAGAAAUAAAAUGUAUUUUUAAUU